UCGACGUCACGACAAUGUCUCACCACAAACCUGUUGAGUACAUUCUACUUGACCUGGACGAUACCUUGACUCAAACAUGCCUUCUAACUGUGGCAUUUGUGAAAAAGAGGUAUCGAAGUAUAAAUGCCCGACCUGUGCCAUUCCAUAUUGUUCUUUGACGUGCUAUAAACCUCACAAAGCUGCACAUGCUACAGAUACUAUACCUGAGCUGCAACAUGAAGACCAGGAAGAAGCGCAGCCUGAUCACGACACUCCAGCACCCCAAGGCUACGCGUCCUGGCCACCCGACUUUUCUGCCUUGCCGGUCAAUCCCAAGCUAGAAAAUCUGCUGAGUCAGUAUCCGAAUCUAAAGGAUCAGCUUCGAUCAAUAUUUCUCAAGACUUUUGAGCCACCAACACAAGACCAGAACGACUCCAGUAGCUUCCGUGGGCGAGGGAGAGGUGGUCGUUAUCGUAACGGACGGGGCACAUUCCGCGGUCGCGGUCGUGGUGGACACGGGCAUGGACCGUGGACGAAAGAAAAGGGAGAUAAAGCUGCUCUAUACCAUAUGCAGCAGAUUGAGAAUUCGAACAGUGAAGGCAGUGAAAGUUUGCAAGCUUUUGUGGAGACUGUCUCUGAGCUUUACGAAAAAGAAAAGAUUGCCUUCACUUGAUUUGCGCAUCACGACCAUGCACCAACAAAUAAGCUCCGCAAACCAUCGUUGACUGCUGAACGACGCACUGUAAACCAGAUAUCGAUCCUAAAGCCUUUCCUUGGCUGCCG
Molecule: messenger RNA, 762 nt
Organism: Pseudovirgaria hyperparasitica
Lineage: Eukaryota; Fungi; Ascomycota; Dothideomycetes; Acrospermales; Acrospermaceae
Exons: 3
Coding region: 77-652 (191 amino acids)
Biological process (GO): snoRNA localization; maturation of LSU-rRNA from tricistronic rRNA transcript (SSU-rRNA, 5.8S rRNA, LSU-rRNA); box C/D snoRNP assembly
Cellular component (GO): pre-snoRNP complex; nucleus
Source: RefSeq, a predicted model, not a curated record